Thyridium curvatum is the source of this 1902-nucleotide messenger RNA. RefSeq lists its product as uncharacterized. The transcript has a single exon. The coding region runs from base 1 to 1902 and encodes 633 amino acids. Lineage: Eukaryota; Fungi; Ascomycota; Sordariomycetes; Thyridiales; Thyridiaceae. The record is from RefSeq and is a predicted model, not a curated record.
AUGCCACGGCCCGCCCGCACCAAAGGCGUGUCAGGGCGCCUGGCCGCCAGGCACGCCGCCUCGACCUCCGAGUCCGAAUCCCUACCUGCGCCCGCUCCCCAAGCAGCAAAGGACGUAGAUGCUCCCAGCAGCGACAUCUACGGCGUCAGCGAUCGCGAGCUCGAGAGGCGCAGGUCCACGCGCAGAUCCUCCCGCGCCGCUGCGUCAACCACGACGACUACCCAGCAACAAGCCGGCGCUCUAGAGGGCGCCAAGCGCAGACGCGACGAGGCCAUGGACAGGCUCGGCGACAUCACUUCCACGACCAGUGCGGACGACGCGGCCGGCCACACGUCAGACAAGGCUGCGAGCCCCGCGGUCGAGGUCGGGCGCAGGGAGCAGUCGGUGGCUUCGGCGGCCAGGACGACGCGCCGCAGGAUACCCGACGCCUCGGGCCUGGACGUCCUGGACGACGACGAGAUGUUUGGUGAUAUGGACACCAGCUUCGACGAGCAGGACCUCGACUCCCCCGGCGGCGCCGACGCGCACAAGUCGCACAACUCUACAAACAACACGUCUUCCUUCAACGUCGCCCUGUUCAAGCGCGGCCGCCCCCGCACGUCCAGCAUCGUCGGCAGGGACGACGGUCCCAUCCGGCCGAGCAGCCGCGGCCCCAACACGCCGAGUAUCAGCUCGACGCUCAACCUGGGCAUCUUCAAGAGACGAGCGCGGGAGCCGAGCAUCCUCGGUACGGCGCGGAAGCAACGCGCUCGGAGUCAGAGCGUCACCUCUGCGGCUCAGAGCUCAGCUGCCCAGAGCGAGGACGAGGGUGCCUUUGCCCCCGAUGACGCGGGCACGCCUCUGGACCGGUCCCGGAUGCGCACCUCUGCCUCCGUGGCAAGGAGCGAUGUGGACAUGCCCUCGUCGCCUGCGGUCAGGUCUCGCAAGAGAAAGUCGACAGAGAGCCACGCGAGUUCUUCGAAAAGAAGAGCGGCUGAGUCGGAGGACGGUGAGGAUGAUGACAUUCGCGACUCUAUCGAACUGUCAAGCCCUCCGCCUUCAGAUCAGAUCGUCGAGCCACAGGCCGCUCCCGAAAUCGACGACAGCAUAAUGGCACCGCCCGCCAGCAGCGACUCUGAGGCCGACAGUCCGUCUCUGUGGCCGUCGCUCAAGUCGCUGGCCAAGGGAUACAAGGUCAGGAGACCUCCCUCCCGGACACAGAGGACACCCGCUCCGGAAGACGACAAUGCCUCGGAUAUCUCUUCCCCGCCGUCGCUGACGCACUCCCCCAAUUACGCCCACGCUAGGAGGAACCCGAGAGCUGCCGCUAGGGGCAGGCACGCCUCGGACAGGCGGGAGCCCUCGCCCGUCACCACGGCCGACCUGGCGGCCAUGCUGCCGCGCCGGAAUAGGAGACUGAGAGGCGAAGAGGACGACGCCUGGGACUUGGACUCGGACUCCGAGGCCGGCGAUGCCGCCGUCGCCGCCCCGGCCCACGACGACGACGAGCUGUCCUACAUGGACGCUCGGCGGGCGAGGCAGCACCACCACCACCAACAGCAGAAGAAGCAGGUCCGGCCGCUGGGCCCCUCGGCGUCCGGUGCGGGCCAGUCACACGCCGCCAAGACCGGCCGGCCCGCGAGGCGCAAGUACGGCUCGGCGUGCAACGCCUCUGACAAGGAGAACAACGGCGACGGCGCCGACGCCGACGCCGACGCCGACGACUCGAUCGAGGUGGCGGCCGCGAGCCCGCUGCCCGACGACACCUUUGACAGCCCCGAGGACGCGGACGAGACGACGCAGGCCGAGCUGGCCGAGGAGCUGGUCAGGGCGGCCAGGAAGUUCAAGGAGGUGGACAAGUGGGAGCUCGACUUUGAGGAGGUCACCGAGGUCGAGGUCUCGUCGCCGAGCAACGCCCGCUAG